AUGAAUGGAUUGGACGCCUUGGGUAUAAUCUCAUCACAAGAUAGUGACAUCCUAACAGACUUGAUUGAUGCUGAAUCGAUGUCAAAUGUAAAGUUAGCGCCAAAUAAAAGAAAACUUGAUGAUAUCGUUAAAGAUGUCAUUAAAGAUGUCGAUGAUACUGUUAUCGAAUCACAAUCACAUGACCAUGAUCGACAGGCUUGCAAAAAAGCUUCUCUGCCUGCUCCCGAGAUACGAUUAUCAUCCCUUUCGUUCAAGGCAAAACCACGUGAAAGUAAACCCAAGACCAUUUAUAAACUUAUUUUGCCAAGUAAUAAACCGAACAUCACCGGUAACAUAACGAAAAAUUCUAAAUCCAAGAAAGGAUUGGAUUUACGCGUGCCUUCGCAAAGAGUACCCAUCACAUCAAAAGAGCGAAAUCCUCUACCGAAGCGUGGAAGGAAAAAGAAAUACUUAGAAAACUCUACUUUAUCAUCCUCUCUACCGUCCGACUCUCAUGGGAUCUUUUCCGGACUCAAUAUUUUGUACAUUCGAAAUGAUAUUGACACUGUUCGCCUGGAUCUGAUGAAAGAAAAAGUAAAGGCCAAAGGCGGAAAGAUAGUCGAUUCCUUCGAUUCAAAUGUUACUCACGUGAUAACCUCACUUCCGAGAAAAAAUGUGCACGAUGCCUUAGGUCUUAUCAAUAAGAAAUGUCUUGAGGGAGUUUUUGUCCUUCAACCAAACUGGAUAUCCAUGUCCAUUACUUAUAACAAACUUGCGGAUGUAAAUUUUUACGUUGUGCCAUUAUCGGAGGAAUCCGAUUUGAAAGAAAGCAAAGGUUCAUCAAACUCCCCAACGACUGGUGCAAAGAGAACGCGAGAUAAUGUGGUUGAUGAAGAUAGCGAAAAUAAAAGAAUUAAGAAGCAAACCUUAUCUUUAACUCCAGAAAGAGAUCGUUCUCCCUCACUAUCACAAGAGUCCAGUAGUGAUAGCCUUACCCUUCUACCCACAAUACCACCUUCCUCUACCGAGAACACCCACAUGAUCUCUGAUUAUAAUGACCCAUUGUUGGAGAUGAUCAGAGAGGCCAAGCAUCUUACCGAGGAGGGCCUCUACUUGGACGAGGAAAAAGAUGAAGGAAUUGAAUUUCUUCGGGGAAGACUUUUGGAAAAUGAGGGAUCGAUGUUAUUAAGUCAAAACGAGCUUAUUGGAAAUAAUGAUGUAGACUUCGAUUCAUCCUGA
Acaulospora morrowiae is the source of this 1218-nucleotide messenger RNA. The record is from the annotation of a GenBank genome assembly. Lineage: Eukaryota; Fungi; Glomeromycota; Glomeromycetes; Diversisporales; Acaulosporaceae.